Molecule: messenger RNA, 327 nt
Organism: Opisthorchis viverrini
Lineage: Eukaryota; Metazoa; Platyhelminthes; Trematoda; Opisthorchiida; Opisthorchiidae
Exons: 1
Cellular component (GO): lysosome
Molecular function (GO): cysteine-type endopeptidase activity
Source: RefSeq, a predicted model, not a curated record
CUUGAAACUCUGUCCGUUCAACAACUGGUCGACUGCAGUCAUGAGGGUGCAAAUGAGGGAUGCAAUGGCGGUGAUGCACCAAACGCCUUCAAAUACGUAAAAAAUAACGGUGGCUUGCAACUGGACCAAGACUAUCCAUAUAUUUCAAACAUCACCGACGUGCCUAACCCUCAAUGUGCCUAUGACAGGAGCAAACGGGCAGUUCAAAUUACCGGUCAUGUGAUUCUGCCAUAUUUUGACGAGGAUGCAUUGCUUCAAGCUGUCGGGUUUUAUGGGCCAGUUGCAGUAUCUUUUGAUGCAAGACACACGAGCUUCGAUGAUUACAAG